Peronospora matthiolae is the source of this 792-nucleotide messenger RNA. The record is from the annotation of a GenBank genome assembly. NCBI's taxonomy places the organism in Eukaryota, Oomycota, Peronosporomycetes, Peronosporales, Peronosporaceae.
AUGGCGUUUGAUACGGCAGGAGCAUCAAGUCUCGAGCAGUUUACGCUGCUGGCCAAGAACGCACGCGGACGCGCCUGUGUGGCACUGAUCCAGCAGGUGCUGAGCAACAAGAAGCUUUUCGUGUUCCGUGAACUGCUGGACAUGCCCAACGUGGAGGCGCUGCGCGAUUCCGAGUACAAGGAGCACUACGAGCUGCUGCGCAUCUUUUGCUUUGGGACGUAUACUGACUAUGUGGCUCGCAAGCACGAGCUGCCGGAACUUACGUCGCUGCAGGUGAAGAAACUGAGGAAACUCACGGCUGUGCUGCUAGCUCAUCGGUUCAAGAACAUUCCGUACGACACGCUGAUGGAAGAGCUGGACGUGUCGACGGUGCGCGAAGUGGAAGACAUCCUCAUUGACACCAUUUACUCGGGGUUGAUUCAAGGCAAGCUGGACCAGAAGUUACGCUGCUUUGUUGUCAAGUAUGCUGUCGGACGCGAUACGCAUGACGAAGGUGUGGACGAGAUGAUCGAGAAGCUCACUAGCUGGAAAAAGCGGUCGGCGGAGAUGUACGGGAAGAUCGAUACAAUUCUCAGUUUGGCGGAUAAACAAGAACAAGAAGAACGGACGAAUGAAGAUGGCAUUCGCGCCAAGAUGGAAGCUCGCGCAGGUGAGCGUGGCAAGGGCUUUGCAUCUGGCAGCACGAACUUUCGUCAAGGCGACGAUUUUAGUCAUUACGCAGACUCUGCAAGUCGACGAGGCGCACCAUCCAAGUCGCAUCUACACACGAUGGGUCGCAAAGGCCGAAUGUAA